Molecule: messenger RNA, 1086 nt
Organism: Clavispora lusitaniae ATCC 42720
Lineage: Eukaryota; Fungi; Ascomycota; Pichiomycetes; Serinales; Metschnikowiaceae
Gene: XYL2
Product: L-iditol 2-dehydrogenase
Biological process (GO): D-sorbitol catabolic process
Molecular function (GO): L-iditol 2-dehydrogenase (NAD+) activity; zinc ion binding
Source: RefSeq, a predicted model, not a curated record
AUGUCCAACCCAUCUUUGGUUUUGAACAAAAUCGACGAUAUCUCCUUCGAGUCCUUUCCCGUGCCAGAGAUCACUCUGCCAUACGAAGUGCUUGUGGAGGUGAAGAAAACCGGCAUUUGCGGCUCGGACAUUCACUACUAUGCCCACGGAAAGAUUGGCAAUUUCGUCUUGACCAAGCCAAUGGUCUUGGGCCACGAGUCUGCCGGUAUUGUUUCUGCUGUGGGGCCUUCAGUUACCUCGGUCAAGGUCGGAGACAAGGUCGCCAUUGAGCCUGGUGUGCCUUCCAGAUUGAGUGAAGAGUACAAGAGCGGCCACUACAACUUGUGCCCCCACAUGGUUUUCGCUGCCACCCCCACAUCCAAAGAAGGCGAACCAAACCCUCCGGGCACCUUGUGCAAGUACUACAAGUCGCCAGAGGACUUUUUGGUUAAGUUGCCAGACCACGUGUCCUUGGAAUUGGGUGCCAUGGUAGAACCUUUGUCUGUCGGCGUGCAUGCUUGUCGCUUGGGCAAAGUCACCUUUGGCGACCACGUUGCUGUGUUCGGCGCGGGCCCUGUGGGGUUGCUUGCCGCCUCUGUGGCUAGAAUGUUCGGCGCUGCCUCCGUUACCGUUGUGGAUAUCUUCGACAACAAGUUACAAAUGGCUAAGGACAUUGGAGCUGCCACUCACACAUACAACUCGAAAUCCCAGGUUCCAUUCGCGGAAGCGUUGCCCGCGGGAUUCAAGCCCACUGUGGUUUUGGAGUGCACUGGUGCAGAACCUUGUGUCCAACAAGGUGUUUUUGCCUUGAAGGCAGGAGGUCGCUUUGUCCAGGUAGGAAACUGCGCAAGCAACAUCAGCUUCCCGCUUACCGAAUUUGCAACUAAGGAAUUGACCUUGUUUGGCUCCUUCCGUUACGGCUAUAGCGACUACAAGACCUCGGUGGACAUUUUGGACGAGAACUACAAGAACGGCAAAGACAAAGCUCGCAUUGACUUUGAGGCUUUGAUCACCCACCGCUACUCCUUCAAAGAUGCCAUUAAGGCCUACGAUCUCGUCCGUUCUGGUGUUGGUGCGGUCAAGUGUAUUAUUGACGGUCCUGAGUAA